AUGGUAGUGACUAUAAUUAUCAUUUUGUUAACAGAAUUUCAAGUCUUGGCAUAUACAUAUAAGUUGAGGAUAAAGCUCUCGUCUACUUUAUCAACACGAACCGGGAGUUUAAUAUAUUUUCAUCAAAAUCAACUGAGCCUACUAGCAAGCUCAAAAAAUGAAACUCAUCAAUCUUAUUCUUCUUAUGAGCGUCGUGUCCGCCAAUGGAGUAGCAUGAUCUUCCCAUCGUCCCUUUCAAUGAGCUACUUCGUCUUGCUUUUGACCAAUAUAACGGUACCACUAAACGACACUCCGAUGAUUUGUUUCGCCGCGAUUUUUAGUUGUCUUGCUAGCACAGGCACUUCUUUUGUGAUUGCGGGUGUCACGGUAACUAUCAUGAAGGUCGGGAAGAUCAUUAAAUUGUCGUGUUCUCAAGGCAGGAAGUACAGCGUUCUUUGCAGCUUUGGAUCAGUUGGAACCAUUCCGGCCUUUUUCAAUAUCCCCGCUGGUAAAACAACUUCUGAAAUCUAUCCGCCUAACGAUGCCCCUGGCAUGACGCUUACGGGAAUACGUAUAGAGAAGUAG
This is a messenger RNA of Bipolaris oryzae ATCC 44560, 564 nucleotides long. RefSeq lists its product as uncharacterized. The record is from RefSeq and is a predicted model, not a curated record. The transcript is spliced from 4 exons. Bases 1 to 564 code for a protein of 187 amino acids. Lineage: Eukaryota; Fungi; Ascomycota; Dothideomycetes; Pleosporales; Pleosporaceae.